Myotis lucifugus (little brown bat) is the source of this 1599-nucleotide messenger RNA. It is a transcript of the gene B3GALT4, whose product is annotated as beta-1,3-galactosyltransferase 4. Gene Ontology annotation, molecular function: N-acetyl-beta-D-glucosaminide beta-(1,3)-galactosyltransferase activity. The transcript is spliced from 2 exons. The record is from RefSeq and is a predicted model, not a curated record. The coding region runs from base 171 to 1325 and encodes 384 amino acids. Gene Ontology annotation, cellular component: membrane. Lineage: Eukaryota; Metazoa; Chordata; Mammalia; Chiroptera; Vespertilionidae.
GGGACUGCCGCUCAGCUCCGCGCCGGCAGGAGGCGGCUGGUGCAGCAGCUCAGCCAGCCAUGGAGUGGAGCUUCGGGGUGGCGGGGCAGCGACCAGGUAACCUCCCCGCAGCCUCCCGCGUCCGAGCCUCCGCACCUUAUGGCGCAGGCUCCCUCUGACUGCGCCACGCCAUGCCCCUCAGCCUCUUCCGGCGCCUGCUCCUCGCCGCCCUGCUGCUGGCGAUUGUCUGGACCCUCUUCGGGCCCUCGGGCCUCGGGGAGGAGCUGCUGAGCCUCUCGCUAGCCUCCCUGCGCCCCGCACCGGCCUCGCCAGGGCCGCCCCUGGCCCUGCCGCGUCUCCUGAUCCCCAACGAGGACGCCUGCGGUGGCCCCGGCGCGCCUCCCUUCCUGCUCAUCCUGGUGUGCACGGCCCCCGAGAACCUCAACCAGAGGAACGCCAUUCGGGCCUCGUGGGGCGGGCAGCGCGAGGCCCGCGGGCUUAGGGUGCAGACUCUCUUUCUCCUGGGAGAGCCCAGCGGGCGGCAUCCCUCCCGGGGCUCCCAUGAGAACGACCUGGAACGGGAGUCAGUGGCCCAGGGGGACAUCCUGCAGGCGGCCUUCCACGACUCCUACCGCAACCUGACCCUCAAGACGCUCAGCGGGCUGAGCUGGGCGGACAAACACUGCCCCAUGGCCCGCUACAUCCUCAAGACGGACGAUGAUGUGUUUGUCAACGUUCCGGAACUGGUAUCAGAGCUGGUCCGGCGAGGGGGGCGUUGGGAGCAAUGGGAGAGGGGCAUGGAGCCCCAGAGAGAGGCUGGGGCUGGAGAUGGGGAGUGGAAAGGAGGCCGCCCCACCCCGGUGAGUCAGCCCAUGCCUCUUCUGUACCUGGGCCGUGUGCACUGGCGGGUGCACCCCUCUCGGACUCCAGGGAACAAGCACCAAAUAUCGGAGGAGCAGUGGCCUGCCACCUGGGGCCCUUUCCCACCCUAUGCCUCGGGCACUGGAUAUGUGUUGUCAGCUUCCGCUGUGCAGCUCAUCCUCAAAGUGGCCAGCCGGGCCCCCCCUCUGCCACUGGAAGAUGUCUUUGUGGGGGUAAGUGCCCGACGGGGAGGCCUCACCCCAACCCACUGUGUCAAGCUGGCUGGUGCCACCCACUAUCCCUUGGACCGGUGCUGCUAUGGGAAAUUCCUGCUGACAUCCCACAGGCUGGACCCCUGGAAGAUGCAGGAAGCCUGGAAGCUGGUGGGUGGCUCUGAUGGGGAAAGGACUGCACCCUUCUGCUCCUGGCUCCAGGGAGUCCUGGGCAUCCUGCGGUGCAGGGUAAUAGCCUGGCUUCACAGCUGAGGACCCGGGCCACUGGCGAGGAGUGAGGAGCUGAGGGGCCGGCCAGCUCCCCCACCGUUCUCCCGGGCCCGAAGCAUCUGGCUGUAACUGGACAGUUUCCUGACACCAGAUGCUCAGUCCGUCACUGAAGCCUGAAGGAUACAGGGGAAACCCAGGGUCUGGCCUGCCAGCCCCAAAGAUGGUCAUCAGGAGAGUAAAGCAAUGCUGUGGUCAUCCCCCAUCCAUGGCAGGAGAGGGGCAGGAGCCCCUCAAUAAAUUUGUGUUUCUACUUCGA